Messenger RNA from Priapulus caudatus, 2020 nucleotides. RefSeq names its product F-box/LRR-repeat protein 18-like. Bases 2 to 2020 code for a protein of 672 amino acids. The transcript has a single exon. The record is from RefSeq and is a predicted model, not a curated record. Gene Ontology annotation, molecular function: protein binding. Gene Ontology annotation, biological process: SCF-dependent proteasomal ubiquitin-dependent protein catabolic process. NCBI's taxonomy places the organism in Eukaryota, Metazoa, Priapulida, Priapulimorpha, Priapulimorphida, Priapulidae.
UAUGCCAGAUAUGCUGCUAAUGUAUAUUUUUCAAUAUUUCCGUGCUUCGGACUUGAUAGUAGUUAGCCAAACUUGUAAAAAAUUUAUGCGCUUAUCCGAAGAUCGUAUACUUGUAAGAAAAUGUGACUUCUCCGAUUCGUUUUAUUCAAAAGAAAACGAUAUAUGCGAUUACGUAAAAGUAAGAGGUUGCUACAUAACCGUACUCAAUCUGAACAAUUGCUUCUGGAUACGCGAGAAAACUGCCAGCGCCAUCGUAAAGAAGUGCCCCAACGUCGUCGAACUCCACAUGCUGCAGUGCAAACUGUCGCUGAACACGGUGGCUGCAGCUGUGCGGCGCGGCAAACUGCGCAAGCUGUCCUGGAGCUACCAGCUGAUGGCGCGCGGUCACAUGAAAAGAGCCGACCAGCUCGCCGUGAAGCCGUGCUCGUGGGCGGGCCUCGCAAGCCUGCGUGCGCUCACCAUCGACGUGUGCGAACCGAUGCUGCAGAAGCAGCAGCAGUUCAUCUCCAGCUUCCUUGAGCGCUGCAGGAACCUAGAGACGCUUGCCAUCUACAUGUCUAAGCUCGCGCAGCUGCCCGGCAGCGACAAGUUCUGCGAGAGUCGGCUCGACAUCGCCACCUGCUGGCUCUACAACUUCCUCUUCAGUGACCUUGACAUCCUGCGCAAGCUGCCGACCAUGCGCUCGCUGAGCCUGCCCAUCUGCGUCAACUCGAUGCACCACGACAUCAGUGUGACGGUCGACAAGCUGCGGGCGGUGCCGGCGAGCCUCGAGACUCUGCUCGCGCCCGUCACGCUCGCGCGCGGCCAGGAGCUCGAGCCGGGGGUGGACAAGCUCGCGCGCAUGCGCCACGUUGUGCUCAAAGUCAAGUCGCUGCCGCAGCUCGUCGGGGAGCAACAGUGGGAGUACGUGAACGCGUACAGCGCAGACACGAAUGCCGACCUCUCGCAGGGUCUCGACGCGUUCCUCGGCGCCGCGCCGCGCCUCCGCCAGCUGAAGCUACAGAACUACGCACCGCUGACGUCGCUCGAUUUCCUCGACCGCUGCCGCGACCUGACGCACCUCAGCCUCAGCAACACGCACGUGCACAGCGAUACGAACGCGUGCGCGGCCAUCGCGCUCUGCCCGCGCCUCCGCCACCUCGCGCUGCCCGUCUGCGCGCUCGUGACGACGCGCGACGAGCGGCUGACCGCGCGCGUCAAGCGUCCGGCGGCCGGCGGCGGAGGCGCGCGGAAGCGGCGCGUCGGCAUGCGCACGCGGCCGCCAGCAGACGCCGACGACACGUCAAACCUGCGCACGGUCGUCGACGGCUGCCCGGACGUGUGUGAGUUUGAGCUGAUCGCGCCGGGCUGCUCGGACCGCUUCACGAGCCACGAGAUCAUCGACCAGACGGCUUGCAAGUUCAUCCGCUACGUCGGCGACGACGACAUCGCCGCGAUCGGCCGCUGGACGCGCCUCGAGCGGCUCACGCUCGUGCGGCUGAAGGGCCUCACGCACGGCAGCAGCCUCGUGGACAUCGCUCACCGCUGCACGCGCCUCCGCAGCCUCACGCUCGUCUACGUCGGCGGCGAUAACGGCAACGCGCGCUGCGAGCUGGCGCUGCGGGAGGCGCUCACGCACCUGCCGCGCCUGCGCGACCUGCGGCUCGAGCAGCCGCGCGUCGCCUUCAACCCGCAGUUCCUGAGCGCGCUCGCGCGAUGCACGUGCCUCAGGCGUCUCGCCGUCGUCUCGCUCGCGGGCUCGCUCGAUGGCGCCUCGCUCGCGACCGUGCUCGACGCCGCACCGCUGCUCACCUACCUGCAGGUGUCGGCCAACGUGAGCGUGGCGGAGGCGCGCGGGGUCCAGCGCGACCUCAUGAAGCGCUACCUGUGCGGCCGGCGGCCGUCGCUCGUCGUCAGCAUCUCACCGUGCCCGCGCGCCGGCAGCGAUGCCGUCUUCGAAUUCGCGCUCCCGUUCAAGCACUUCUCGGAGAUGUCAUGCUGGAAGUCGCGCAUCUGCGGCGAGCCCGAUAAUGAAGCGUAA